Molecule: messenger RNA, 6150 nt
Organism: Ahaetulla prasina
Lineage: Eukaryota; Metazoa; Chordata; Lepidosauria; Squamata; Colubridae
Gene: TBC1D5
Product: TBC1 domain family member 5
Exons: 25
Coding region: 473-2941 (822 amino acids)
Biological process (GO): activation of GTPase activity
Molecular function (GO): GTPase activator activity
Source: RefSeq, a predicted model, not a curated record
GCCGGAAGGCAGCCCUCUUUUCGCUCUCCCAAGCCCGCUUUGCUUUGGCGGGUCGGUGGAUCUCUGAGCGAGGGAGGGACGCAGGCGGGGAGGAGGGAGGUGAAUGCCCCCUCUUCAGUGCCUUUGCACCAACAGCAGCAGUCUGCGAUCAGUUCCUCGCCGAAAAGCUGGGGACAGACAGGAGGCGGGGACAACAAGAAUAAAGAAUUCUGCAGACCUAGUCCAAUCGGAUUCGAGGAGAAGAAACCCACACCUGAUGGCCGUUUCCCCCUCUCCAAGAAGGGACAUUCAGCAAAACUUCUGAAGGUUUGGAGAAGAUUGUAAAGCAACGGCCAAGAAGGACUAUAGCAGUAUUUGGCUGCUUAGCUCAACAACGGCUUCCUGUUGGGGCCCUAAGGAGCCUGGGCAAGGAGGUGAGGAGUGGCCAGCAGGAGACGGAUAAUUCAACUUAUUGGACGUGCCAAAUCUCAAUAUGUAUCACUCUGUUUCUGGAAGUAGCCAUCCUUUGCAAACUGAAGAGCAAGAAAUAGGAAUUGAUCCCCUUCAGAGUUAUGGGACCAAGCCUGAUGAAGAUGUGUCAAAUGAAAAUGGAAGAGUACAGCUUACUUUGGAUUCUGAUGGGAUCUUUUUAUCAUAUAGUAAAGAAUGGGAAGAAUUAUUUGUAAACAACAAUUACUUGGCAACGAUACGGCUGAAGGGGAUUAAUGGGCAGCUGAGAAGCAGCAGGUUCCGUAGUAUUUGCUGGAAGCUAUUUUUGAAUGUUCUACCUUCUGAUAGAAAUCAUUGGAUUACAAAAACAAUAAAAUCAAGAGCGUUAUAUAAUAAUGUAAAAGAAAUUCAUAUUACAAACCCUCGGAAAGCUGGACAGCAAGACUUAAUGAUCAACAACCCACUUUCACAGGAUGAAGGGAGUCUUUGGAACAAAUUUUUUCAGGACAAAGAACUUCGAAGCAUGAUUGAACAAGAUGUAAAACGAACAUUUCCUGAAAUGCAGUAUUUCCAGGAAGAAAAUGUGAGGAAAAUUCUUACUGACAUUCUCUUCUGUUAUGCUCGGGAAAAUGAACAGUUACUUUAUAAACAGGGCAUGCAUGAACUUUUAGCACCUAUUGUCUUUAUUCUGCAUUGUGACCACCAAGCUUUUCUACAUGCAAGUGAAGCAGCACAGCCAAGUGAGGAGAUGAACAUUCUUUUGAAUCCUGACUACCUGGAACAUGAUGCCUAUGCAAUGUUCACCCAUCUAAUGAAAACAGCGGAACAUUGGUUUUCAACCUAUGAGCAUGACAGUCAAAAGGAAAAAGAUGCUGUGAUGACCCCUAUUCCAUUUGCAAGACCACAAGAUUUAGGUCCAUCAAUAGCUAUUGUUGCAAAAGUUAAUCAGAUCCAAGAUUAUUUGCUAAAGAAACAUGACACUGAACUUUACAUGCAUCUGAAUAGGCUUGAGAUUGCACCACAAAUUUAUGGACUGAGAUGGAUAAGGCUGCUAUUUGGACGAGAAUUUCUCCUUCAGGACCUUCUUGUUGUGUGGGAUGCUUUAUUUGCUGACAGCAUCACUCUUGAUUUAGUUGACUACAUUUUCUUAGCUAUGUUGCUAUAUAUUAGAGAUGCCUUGAUAUCAAGUAAUUACCAGACUUGCUUGGGCCUUCUGAUGCAUUAUCCACCUAUCGGAGAUGUUCAUUCAUUAAUCUUGAAAGCCCUUUUUCUCAGAGAUCCAAAGAGAAAUCCCAGACCUAUAGCUCACCAAUUCCAACAGAAUUUGGAUUACUACAAAGCACAUGGAGCUGACUUAAUGAAUAAAACUCGUGUCAAUGCAAAGGUUGCUCCUCUGAACAUAAAUAAGGUUUCUAGUAGCUUAUUGAAUUUUGGUCGUAAGCUGAUUUCCCCAGCAAUGACUUCUAGCAGUGCAACUCUUCCAGUUGCAGGUAGCAGUGGCAAUGUUUCUUCUGUUGUCAUGCCCACAAGGAGCACAGUAGAACUCCCUCCAUCUCAACAGCAAAGAAUGAUGAAAUCUGAAAGUGUGCCAGUUCAGCUAAGCAAAGGAGAAGUAAUUAAAGGCAGUGAUACCCAGGUAUCAGUUCCUGUCCGGAAUCUAAGCAACCUCCAUGGGACAGUUACUACUGUGAUACAUGGGCAAAGUUCAAAAAAUGGUAGUCCAUCUCCAAGCAUUGAAAGUUUUUCUGGAGGACGUGAAUCCACUGGAUCUCCUCCUUUGUCUGCAACCAAAAAGGAAUCUUUUUUCAGUACAAUUUCCCAUUCUCGUUCUCAGAGCAGAAAUAUGAGCAAAAAAGAAUCUGAAGAAGAAUUAGAGACUCAGAUUUCAUUUCUUCAAGGACAAUUGAAUGAGUUAGAAGCUAUGUGUAAAUAUUGUGCAAAAAUGAUGAACAUACAUCUAGGAAAUAUCCAAGAAGUCAUCCUGCAAGAACACUUGGAAAAAGAAGAUGAAAUUCUAGUUUCUCUGGCUGGGCUGAAGCAGAUUAAGGAUAUUCUGAAAGGCUCCCUCCGUUUCAAUCAGAGUCAGUUGGAAGCAGAAGAGAAUGAACAGAUUACAAUAGAAGAUGAUCAUUAUUGUUCCAGCAAUCAGAGCAAGAGGGCAGCUGAAAAUAUAGAAAACCCCUCAACUCCAAAGCAGUUUGUUCCUCUACUGAAGGAGGCUACUGAUCAUCCAGGUAGAAGUCCUAUCGAAAGACACAGUGAUGAUUACAUCCUAGUUUCUAAAAAGGAAGGAAACAUUGUCUCUGCUUCUGAUCAGGAACAGACUCAGCCAGUUUCCCAGGAUAUGAACAUGAAGAUUGAGGCCCCAUGUCACACUUCUUUAGCCUUCACUGAUCCACUGCUGGGAUCUAUGUCUGCCUCUUCAAGUAACCUCAGUUCUAGUCCUGAUGAUAGCAGCAGCAACAACAGCAAGGAUUCUGAUUUUACAAUUGUUAGCCCUCUUGAAAUGUAAGAAAAUUAUUCAAGAAGUUAGCAACUCCUGUGCCUCAAGACUUGAUCUGUUGGGAUUCCAGAUUUAUAAGGCUAAACAUGUCAGUGCACAGAUACCAUCAAGGCAACCCACAUUAACCAGAAACUAAAAACAGCAAACAUGUAAUGAUUGCCUUUAAAAUACACACAUGUAAUAUCAAGAUGUAAUACAUGAGUGCAGAUAUUUGUUGGUUUACUCCUAUUAACAGAUUUUUGAAACCUUGAAUUAGUAAAUUUAUAUUCCUUCAUCAUAUAAAAUAAAAUGCAUAAUCUCAUGAAUUUACCUGCUCAAAUUUAGGGAAACAAAUGAAUAUAAAAAUAAUUUCAGAACAUGAUAGCUCAUAGGUUAUGAGUAGAAUCAGAUAUUCCUGUCAUCAGACAAGGGGAAUAAAUGUUUCAAGUUAUAUCCCUCUACUUGUCUGAUGCUGCCUCCUGAAUAAUUUUCUGAAGAAGAAAACAGCCAUAAUCACUUUAUAGAUGGUGCCGAACCAAUAGCUACUAUUCAUGCAAAUAUUCAUUCUUACAAGGUAAUACAAAUUAAUACAAAUUCAAUGUCUUGAAACAGUUGGGAUUAUAGCUGUACUAGUCCUGAAUUUUUUCCCUAACUUCUGGGAUGUAUUUUUAGUUAUUUCAAGACUUCUGUCAUCCUAUUUUGUCAAGGAACAAAGUUUAUUGAGAAUCUUAAUGCUGCAGUAUCUUUAACUAUUUAGAAAAAUCAUUGUUACUUUAAAGUCCAGGAUCUAUCUUUUUGCACUAAGGAUAGCAGCACUAUUAAGUGUUUGAAUCUCCAUGCUGACUAUGAUUCACUCAAGAGCAGAACUUCUCUGUCAGCACUGUAGAGGACUAAAAUAUUUCUGGACACGGUUCAUUCUAUUAUCCUGACAAUCACAAAACAAUAUUCAUAGGUUAGCAUUCAGAUUGGGGAGGAGUUAGUUUUACUGUUUUUGGAUUUUAAUAAAUAAUGAUAGAAAUAGUUACAGACAUCAACUUUAUGAAACAGCCCAGACUCUAGACUUUAUUGAAGCAUUCUGAUUUCUUAUUGGAUUCCCUUUGCUCAUGCAGCCAUUGCUAAUUCUACACCUGCUAACUUUAUUAACCAUAGAGGAAAGAAAUAAUGUAAGGUUAAUUAAUCAAAAUCAUGGCCUUAUGCUGGUCUUUCUUCCUGGUAUGUGGUAUUCAUUCCAAGAAAACUGCAUUUUCAAAACUGUUUUGUUGCUUGCAAGUUGAAUGCUGUUUAACUACAUAGAGAAAUGGGUCUUGAAACCAAUAUAUCUUUUUAAUAUUCCAGCAAACUGGAAUACAAGCUUUCUUCAGAUCUAGUUAAGAAAAGAGAUGAUUUAGCUUCCAAAAACUAAUAAUCUACUGUAAUAGGUAAUCAACAGUUCUUAGAUAGAAAACUGCCGUAGCCACAAUAUAAGCAGCUCAUUUUUUAAAACAUGGUUUUACUGAAAAAUUUAGGUAUAUUAUCUCUUGAACCCUUAGAACUAAUGAUAACAACAGUGUCUAGUAUAAUAUGAUAAUUUUUUUCCCUCCUGGUUAGUAAUAUUGUCGGAGCUUCAUUCUUAAACAAAACACUCUCGAUAUGUUUUAUUUUUAUUGGACACUCAAUACUGUAACCAUAAUCAUGAUGAGUGAUAGGGUAUGAGAAUGAGAACAUUGAUGUAUAACAACAGUCAUUACAAUUUCCAUGGGCAAUUCUUUUCUCUGUGAAUAUGACGUGUGAAUCAUGAUAACCCAAAGUACAACUUGAUCACAAACUACAGAGAAUGUGGUUACACAGCGUACAUCUCUUUUUGAAUAUUACGCUAGUAACUUUCUAGAUCAUACAGAUGGAAUUUGAAAUAUUGAAAAAUUACCACUCUCUGAACAUGUUCUGAGUUUGAUGUGGUAAAUUUAACUGAAUUGACUGUCCUAUAAUUAAUUUACUCCUUAUUCCUUUCUCCCCAAAGUCACUUGGAUUUAUAAUGCACUGUCCUUUAGCCAUUGUUUUGCAUCUAUGAAUUUAUUGGCAUAAGACUAAAAUUAUCAAAUAAUUACUAUUAUAUAUGGCAAUUGUAUAAUUAUUUGUUCCGAUAACUUGAAUGAGUUAUGAGAAAAUGCUCCCUUGUCUUUUAAAGUUAGAUAUAAUAUUAAGAGUUUCUAUAAAGAGCUUCAGAGUAUAUGGUUAGUAGAGUUAAUGAAUAAAGUAAUCACAUGACUGCUGAUUCAAAUGAAAAACCUAAAAAUGUUCUGGUUAUGCAAUUUUAAAUCUAAUAUUCUUUUACUUAAACUUUCACAAAAUAAAUCACCUCAGGAUUCAGCCCUAUGAUCUGUGUAGAUAUAUUUAAUUUCCUUGAUUUUCAUGAGGAUGAUAAAAGAGGAUUACAUGACUGAUGAUUAAUUUGACAUGGCUAACCUUCUACCCUAAUUUUUUCCUUUCUUACCAUACAUUGAAAGUGCCAUUUAAAGCAAACUUUUUAAUAGUAGAAAAUGAAAUAAUAGAUGAGAAAAUAGUAGGUCACCUUUCACUAAAAGAAAAAAUAGUUGGGCAGAGGUUUGUUUUGUAUGUUUUUUUGUUUUAUUUUGUUUUUAAAUGUUUGCCUAUUUUGUGGUUCAAAUUACUCUUCUUGUCAGAACAGUUUUUGCUGUAAUACGUUUGCCUUAUUUAGUAUAUAUUUACUUUCUCAAUGUUAUGCUUCUGGUUUCAUAUAAUAAAUAGCACUUUGCUAACAGAAAGGUGAAUAAUUCUUUUGGAAAAUUCAAAUAUAGUAAUAGUGGUAAAACUUAGUAAUAUACCAAGUUUCAUUUUCCAUUACAUUGGAAGUGUCAAUCAAAAAAGAUUAUACCAUAAUAACACAUUGCUUUCUACCAGAUGUACUAAGGUUUCCAAAUUAAAGCACCAAUUUAUUUUCUCUCAAAUGCAAUCUGCUAAUCUCAGCUAUUGUUAACAGUAAGCUGACAGGAAAGAAUAUAUAGUAUAAAGGGUUGGUUAGUAUUAAUAUGUGAUGUAACAUUUUUCAACCUGUUAAAAACUCUUCUGGAUUUCUUGCAUCUCUAAACUACAGUUUUAUCUUUUGCAUGUCAUCUUACAUUGCUGAAGAAUAUCAAGGAUAAGUUAGUGACUAGAUCUGUUCAUUUUUAGCUGUGAAAGGUUGUAUUUUUCCUCUAUAAGAAUGACUGUCUACUUUAUUAAAGGAAGAACUAACAUGCACA